CUGAAUACUCUCAAACAUUGGAGUGAAACACAAAACGCCAUGAGAGAUGAGAGGAGAUGAGAACAUGUUCAAACCCCUUUUACUUUUCUUCCUUUCUUUUUUUUUUUUAAAGCAGAGGAAUUCUAUCUCGGAAUAAGAAAGAAACGUCACGCACACAUGCGCAUAUAGGGUGCCACACUGACGCAUCGCUUGUUGUAUAGUCAAUUGGAUGUUUCUCUUUUUUUUUUACUGCUGGACUGAGGCAUCCCUGUAGCAGAUAAUUGUUUUUUUUUUUCUUUUCCGCAUUCAACAGUGUUUUCAAUCCGAGGGGCGAGAGUCGCGGUUUGCAGCACGGACGCGGAGAGAUGCGCCCGAGUGCGGAGCCGUCUCACCCUUUGAGGACGGAGGCGUAAUUUUAAGGCUGAGCUGAGGCGAAGCGCGGUUCUCAUGUGAAGUCUCACCAGUGUUUCCGACGAUGCCGACCUGGACACUUUCACCAUGGACAUGCGGGCUUUGAGAAUUUGCCACAGGAGCCUGAUUUGGGCGGCUAUUUUGGCGCAUCUGGAGGGAAAUUACGCACAGCUCCAAAGCUUUAAAGUGUGAAUCUCAGAAGAAACAAAUGUACGUGGAUUGAUUUUCCCCCCCUGUUCUCUCCUCUCAGCAUUCCCUUAGUCAGUCGACGGAUUUCUUUUUCUUUUUUUCUUUAUUUUUGUGCCAUUACAGCUCAGUAGAGGGUGUCAGAUCUUUCUUAGAGCACCGCGCAACGACGAACACGGUCCCCGCGUUCCAUUUUUGGUGAUUCCCGAAUCGCCACGAGAAAAAAAGAAGCAAAGGGGGGGAAAAAAAGAGACACAGGGUGGUGGGGGUGGUGUUGGUGUCUGUGGUGGUGCCAGUAGGACGGAGAGAAACGGCGCAAACGAGCGAGGCAGGCACGCCGGAGAAUGUGAGGGGGGGAUGCGGGUGUUUUGCAGCGGUGGCAUAGCCUGUGAAGCUCCAGCAGCAGCAGCAGCAGCAGCAGCGGGGUGUGAAUUCAGCACCGGGGGAGCGGGGACAGCUCCAGACGCCGCAGCGCAGCACGACCGCGGACCGGAGGAGACAGAGCAGUACGCACGGAUUUGUUCACGUUUAUCCCCCUCCUCCUCCUCCUCCUCGUUGCCAAGGUCAGUCUUUAACGAACUGAGAAAAAAAAAAAAAAAGCCAAAAGAUGCGUGGGUCUCGGCUGCAGCUCGCUGUUUUUGAUUUUCAUCGCCAACACGCGGCGCCUGCGAGGAUUCAGUCGACGUGAAAGAGACGUUUAUGUGGCGAUUUCCACACUGCGAGUCUGGAGCAGCGCGGCUUAUAGACGCAGCAUGGAUGUGUGAUUAAAAGAGAGAAGAAACAGAGACUGCCUUAUCUCCUCCGGAAAAUGUCUAUCUCUCCCUCCGUUCUCCCACAGCUCCUAUGUCUUGACACCCGGGAAUGAAUCGUCCACGUUGAAAAAUGCUGCUCUGGAUCGUCCUGCUGAAUGCGGCUCUUUGUGUUGCCAGUGGGAAUGUUACAAAGGACGUUUGUAAGGAGCAGAUAUGCUCCUGCAACGACGUCGAGGGGGAUCUGCACAUAGACUGCGAAAAGAGGAGCUUCACCACGCUGCAGCAUUUGACCGGCCCCAGCUCGCAGUUCUACCACUUGCUGUUGCACGGGAAUUCACUGUCCAGGCUGUUCCCCAACGAGUUCGCCAACUUUUACAACGCGGUGAGCUUGCAUUUGGAAAACAACGGCUUGCACGACAUCGUGCCCGGCGCGUUCCUGGGGCUGCAGCUGGUGAAGAGGCUGCACAUCAACAACAACAAGAUACGAUCGUUCAGGAAGAGCACGUUUCUGGGGUUAGACGACUUGGAAUACCUGCAAGCUGAUUUCAAUCUACUGAGGGACAUCGACCCCGCCGUUUUCAGGGACCUAAAUAAACUUGAAGUGUUAAUCCUUAACGACAACCUCAUCAGCGCGCUACCUAUAAACGUGUUCCAACAUGUGCCCAUUACGCAUCUCGACCUGCGGGGGAACCGAAUCAAAACGGUGCCUUAUGAGGGGAUCCUCGAGCAGAUACCGGGCAUUGCGGAGGUUUUGCUGGAGGACAACCCAUGGGACUGUAACUGCGACCUGGCUUCUCUGAAGGAAUGGCUGGAGAACAUACCGCAUAACGCGCUUAUUGGAAGGGUGAUAUGCGAGGCACCCACCAGGCUGCAGGGGAGCGACCUGAACGAGACGUCAGAGGAGGAUCUGUGUCCUUCACAGAGCGGCGGCGUGGACACCAGCCUGGUCGCCCCUCCCACCCAGGAGGAGACCUCAGUCACAGUGGCCCGUGGCCCCCGUCCCACGCCUUACAAGCCCAGCGGAAACGCCAGCGGCCCGCCGACACCUGGCGGCCACGGAGCCAAGAGCCGCUCCAAAUCUCGUGAGAACUGGCAGCUGAAAACUAAGCCCACUCCAGUGGGGACAGGUGUAAGCGGCGAAAGAGAGCAGCUGCACAACAUCACGUGCCCCCAGCCGUGCAACUGCAAGCUGGUGGGCUCCAGACAGGGGCUGGGGGUCAACUGUGAGGGCAAAAAGAUCGAGAGCUUAGCCAACCUCAAGCCCAGGCCCUUGGUAGCGCACGAGUUGAACAUGAGAGAUAACAACAUCCAUGGAGUGAAAAAGAACCAGCUGUUGGCCUACUCCAGCCUCAACCAGCUGGAUCUGGGUGGCAACAACAUCAAGAUGAUUGACAACGGCACUUUCCAGAACCAGAGCGAGCUCAGGUGGCUUUAUAUGGAUAAGAACUAUCUGGAUACGCUGCUAGCAGAGAUGUUUGUGGGCCUUGUGAAUCUGGAAUAUCUCAGUUUGGAAUACAACGACAUCCAGCUGAUAGUGGCAGGCGCGUUCGGCCCCAUGCCCAAUCUGAGGGUUCUGCUCCUCAACAACAACUUGCUCAAGGCUUUACCUGUGGAUGCUUUUCUUGGGAUUUCUUUAUCCAAAAUUAGCCUGCAUAAUAAUUAUUUCCCCCACCUCCCCGUGGCUGGCGUCUUAGACCAGCUCAAUUCAAUCAUACAGAUCGAUUUGCACGGGAACCCCUGGGAUUGCUCGUGCAACAUCGUGCCCUUCAAGCAGUGGACGGAGAAACUCGGGGCCGAGGUGAUAGUGGGCGACCUCAAGUGUGAGUCCCCGGAAGAGUUCUGGAAACGAGAUUUCCGCUUCGUCCGGAACGACCUCAUGUGCCCGAGACUCUACGACCGCAUCGCCCCGACCACGCUGUCCAAAAACAGCACUUUCACCCUGGACUCGGGGACGCGCUCAAACUCUUACUUGGAGCCCAACAGGGUCUCCAUCUCGGUGCUCGUCCCCGGGUUGCUGUUGGUGUUCGUCACGUCCGCGUUCACCGUUGUGGGGAUGCUUGUCUUUAUUUUGCGGAACCGAAAGAGGUCAAAGCGGAGGGAGGGGAACUCGUCCGCCUCGGAGAUCAAUUCCUUGCAGACAGUGUGCGACUCGUCUUAUUGGCACAGUGGGCCUUAUCACGCAGACGGGGGCGCACACCGGGGCUUCGACUGCAGCACGCACCUCUCCACAACAAAUGACGCGUAAAAAUAAAAGGGGGAGGGGGGGGUGACUCUCGUACAAUAAACCUGGAUUACAAACAGUCAAACGGGACAAGGACUGACAAAUGACUAAAAAACAGCAAGAAUCCCCUGCUUUUGUUCACCACGGGGGGGAACACAGACUUGUUAAUGUCUUAUUUUCUCCAGCUGAAGCAAGUAAGUCAGUCUGCUGCUGCACAGGCCCCACUCUGUAAUAUAUGUAUAUGCCAAGCCCCCCCCCUCCUCCUCCUCCUGGCUACCACCCCUUCCUCCCUCCUCCUCCUCCUCUUCCUCCUCCUCCUCCCAGUUCUGCUAUUUGCCGCAAUCGGACUACACGGAUCAGUGUGAGACAGAAAAGAGGGAGAGAAAAAAGGAGCGAGGGAGAGGGCGUGUGUGAGUGUGUGUGUGUGUUUGUGUGUGUGAGAUAGAGAGAGAGAGAGAAAGAAAGAGAGAGAGAGAGAAAGAAAGAAAGAGAGCGAGGCCGAGGACCCGGGGAAUGGUGCACGAACGCAUGAAUGUAAAUGUAAAUACUCGGACUGAUGUAACAUAAUCUGCAUGAUGAUAUUUCGCAUGGUUUCAACACACACACGUCGGCGAGGAACCAUAACCACCAUAACCAACAAAGAAGCCAACUCGACCCUUUCAUGUUAUAUCAAUAUGACGACUAUAUAUAGAUAUUAAGAAUUAUGUAUGACUAUUACAAAGUGCCAUUUCUCUAUUUUUUGUGAACCUGCAGUUAGGAUUUGUAUUUGUUGUUUUAAACUUGUUUGGAGAAAAGAGAACAUAAAAGAAAAAAAACCAACAACGGAUCAUGGGGACUAUCUGGAGACAAAAGGGGGAAGCGAUGGAAGUGAAGCUGUCAGUGCAUGUUACUUUCUGUUUGUUAUCAUUUGAUUGUCGAUAAAUAUUGGGGUUAUUUAUACCGUAACUAGAUGGUGCAGAUUAAAGAUCCACAGUCUGCGCAGUCAUCAUCUCCUUUAUGAAUGUAAAACUGUGUUAUUUUAUGGUGUGCCAAUUGUUGACUUUCAGAUAUUCAGACAUGCAGAUGAGCAUGACCAAUUAACGUCACUCAGAUGCUUAUGCUGCAAAGUUAAUGUAGCUACAAUAACAGUUCUGUGGUUUUGUGUGUCAAUGAAUAUAGCCUGCUUUGGGUGAGAGGAAGAAAAAAAAACAAACAAGCAAUUCAAACAGGGGGGUUUAUACCAUCAUAUUUUUUCAACAACUGAUUAAAGAGGUGUUUUCAAUCGAGCUAUGUAGGUUUAAUUCGAUCUAUGUAAACAGCCGCAGGUAGACUGAUAUAGACUAGAAUGCUUUUUUUAAAUGUCAGAAAAAAAAGUAUUCCUCCACAAGAAAAAAAAGCUUAUGGCUAUAAUUCACCUUCAUCAUAUUGUGAGCUUUUGUAAAGCCAUCUAACCUUGUCCAAAUAAGAGAACUGAAACUCACUGUAUUUACUACAAAAUGUGCUUGAAACAGGCUGUUUGUG
Hippoglossus stenolepis (Pacific halibut) is the source of this 5049-nucleotide messenger RNA. RefSeq names its product SLIT and NTRK-like protein 1. Gene Ontology annotation, biological process: axonogenesis; regulation of presynapse assembly; positive regulation of synapse assembly. The coding region runs from base 1459 to 3573 and encodes 704 amino acids. The record is from RefSeq and is a predicted model, not a curated record. NCBI's taxonomy places the organism in Eukaryota, Metazoa, Chordata, Actinopteri, Pleuronectiformes, Pleuronectidae. Gene Ontology annotation, molecular function: protein binding. Gene Ontology annotation, cellular component: GABA-ergic synapse; postsynaptic density membrane; glutamatergic synapse. The transcript has a single exon.